This is a messenger RNA of Girardinichthys multiradiatus, 1200 nucleotides long. RefSeq names its product tetraspanin 14 (gene tspan14). Bases 152 to 958 code for a protein of 268 amino acids. Gene Ontology annotation, biological process: regulation of vascular endothelial growth factor signaling pathway; protein maturation; protein localization to plasma membrane. Gene Ontology annotation, cellular component: membrane. The transcript is spliced from 9 exons. Lineage: Eukaryota; Metazoa; Chordata; Actinopteri; Cyprinodontiformes; Goodeidae. The record is from RefSeq and is a predicted model, not a curated record.
GUUGGAGGCGCUAAAUGCACCAAAAGUUGGUUUGCCAAUAAACAACCGUGGAAGAAGGAAAGGAGCACAAGAAGAGGAGCAUAACUGUGUUGGAGCUGUGCGUUAUAAGUUAUAGAUCAGCUGGAAUUGAUCGAUCCCGUCGGCCCUAAAGAUGUACUACUACCGCUACGAGAAUGCUGAGGUCAGCUGCUGCUAUAAGUACCUGAUGUUCAGCUACAACAUUAUCUUCUGGCUGGCAGGCGCUGCCUUCAUUGCUAUUGGGUUCUGGGCCUGGAGUGAGAAGGGGGUCCUGUUGGACCUGACGCAAGUGACCAGGCUGCGUGGUUUUGAUCCAGUUUGGCUGGUUCUGGUGGUUGGUGGAGUCACCUUCACUCUGGGCUUUGCUGGUUGUGUGGGAGCUUUGAGGGAGAACAUCUGUCUACUGAAGUUUUUUUCAGGUGUCAUCGGCUUAAUUUUCUUCCUGGAGCUGAUUGUAGCCGUUCUGGCCGUAGUUUUUCAGAGUCAGGUCCGAGAGUGGAUCAACGAGUUCUUUCUGCAGAACAUUAAAGCCUACCGAGAUGACAUUGACCUGCAGAACCUGAUCGACUCUCUGCAGAAGAUGAACCACUGCUGUGGGGCUCAAGAACCGAAUGACUGGGAUCUGAACGUGUACUUCAGCUGUAAUGGAACCCAUCGGAGCAGAGAGAAGUGUGGUGUCCCGUUCUCCUGCUGCAUCAUAGAUCCUGCCGACACAGUUCUAAACACUCAGUGUGGUUACGAUGUGAGGAACCGACCGAAGAAUGAGUGGGAAAAUUACAUCUUCGUCAGAGGAUGCAUCAAGGAGCUGGAGGACUGGUUGCCAGGAAACCUGUACACUGUGGCCAUCGUCUUCGUCGUCAUCUCACUGCUGCAGAUGGUGGGGAUCUACCUGGCCCGAACGUUAAUCUCCGACAUUGAAAAGGUCAAAUUCAGCUACUGAGGCCUCCACCUGCAGGGGGGCGGAGCCUAAACCAGGUGUUUUGGACCUGGUUUCUGCAGUCGCAUGUGCCUUCAUAUUCUUCUUCAGUGUGGUCUUCCCCUGAUAACCUAGUUGCUAUGGUUACUGAAAAUAUCAGACUGAUUGUUUAGUUGUAUUAAUCUGCUGAAGAGCGCCACCUUGUUUUGUUUUGUCUAUGGUCAUGUGACUGCUCUGCACCUGAAUGCCUUCACUUGCCUUCACAG